GUCGGGUCGAGGCGGGGCGACAGGAGAAUUCCAGGCGGCCUCCGCCCCGUCGCCGCGGAGAAACGAAAACCAGAGAGACGCGGACGGAAAGCGACCAAACUCCACUCCCGACGCGACCGCCCCCUCUCCCUCCCUCCCUCCCUCCUCCGCGCUCGUGCUCGUGCUCCUGACUCGCCCCGUCCCCCGCCUACUCCCCAUCCCCAUGGCGCCGUCGCGCCCGCUCAUGCGCGGGAUCCGCCCGCCGCGCGUCUUCCCCACGCGCGGCGUCCGCGCCUCGCCAUACGCCAUCGCGCUCACCGCGCUGCUCCUCGUCUCUGCCUUCCUCCUCGCGCUCAUCGCCUUCGGCGUCUUCUCGCUCCCGGUCUCCGCCCCCAACGCCGCCACCACAACCGCCGCCGCCGCAGGAGGAGAGACCGAGUCCGCCGACGCCCGACCCGCGCGCCCGCGCGCCCGCCGCGACCUGGGCGAGGGGCUGGGAGAGCGGGGCGCGCAGUGGACGGAGGUCAUCUCGUGGGAGCCCAGGGCAUUCGUCUACCACAACUUCCUGUCUAAGGAAGAGUGUGAAUACUUGAUUGGAUUGGCCAAGCCUCACAUGGUGAAAUCAACAGUUGUUGACAGCACUACUGGUAAAAGCAAGGACAGCAGGGUUCGCACAAGUUCAGGCAUGUUUCUUCAAAGAGGACGGGACAAGGUUAUUCGGGCCAUUGAAAAGAGGAUAGCUGACUACACCUUCAUACCAGUAGAACACGGAGAGGGACUCCAAGUUCUGCACUAUGAAGUUGGACAGAAGUAUGAACCUCACUUUGACUAUUUUCUUGAUGAGUUCAACACCAAGAAUGGUGGUCAGAGGAUGGCUACUCUUCUGAUGUAUCUAUCAGAUGUUGAAGAAGGGGGUGAGACUAUUUUUCCUGAUGCCGAUGUGAACAGCACUUCUUUACCAUGGUAUAAUGAGCUUUCAGAGUGUGCCCGAAGAGGUCUUGCUGUCAAACCAAAGAUGGGGGAUGCGCUGCUUUUCUGGAGCAUGAAACCUGAUGCCACUCUAGAUCCACUAAGUUUGCAUGGGGGUUGUCCUGUGGUUGAAGGGAAUAAAUGGUCGUCAACCAAGUGGAUGCAUGUCCAUGAGUACAAAGCUUGAGCUUUUUUGAAGUCAUCAUACCAAAGGUGGAUCUCUAUGUCCAUGUGACUUGGGCUGUUUCCAGGAUGGUGCUUGGGUAGGCUUUACAGGUCCACUCCAGAUGUAUUAUUUACUCAUUGAAGGAGAAAAUAUGGCCAAUAAGCAGGGGGCUUCCUUGUCAACGCUGGACUUAUAGAGAUGACCAAUCUUGGUUGACUUGGCAUCUUUUCUUUUCUUUUCUUUUCUUUUGUUUUCUUUUCUUUUCUUUUCUUUUGUUUUCUUUUCUUGAGGUACCCCAACUAUAGAGGGAUGAUGUAGUGUUGGGGUCAUAGGAUUUGGAAUUUUGCUUUGUACCUUUUUUUUGUGUCUCACCGCUAACAUCAUCAGUACCAUAAAUCUGUAAUGUUAUGGUAUAAGCUGUGUUGCUGAUC
This is a messenger RNA of Phragmites australis (common reed), 1545 nucleotides long. Its product is annotated as probable prolyl 4-hydroxylase 3. Gene Ontology annotation, biological process: peptidyl-proline hydroxylation to 4-hydroxy-L-proline. Bases 203 to 1135 code for a protein of 310 amino acids. The record is from RefSeq and is a predicted model, not a curated record. Lineage: Eukaryota; Viridiplantae; Streptophyta; Magnoliopsida; Poales; Poaceae. Gene Ontology annotation, molecular function: L-ascorbic acid binding; procollagen-proline 4-dioxygenase activity; iron ion binding. Gene Ontology annotation, cellular component: endoplasmic reticulum. The transcript is spliced from 7 exons.